UUAUUGGAACUAUUGGAAGCGGCCCUUGAAACUUCAUGAACUCAUGGCAGAAACUAAAAACAUUGAUGACGAUGUGUUGAUUCCUGAUACUAUUGCCGCUCUACCGCCAGUUAACGCAAAUGAAUAUAACACUGAUGAGGAUUCCGGCGACGAAAAUGAAGUGGAUAUAAACAACCUCCCUGGAAGUCAGCUGAUGAUAGAAGUUGAGGUUGUAUUUGAAAACAAGGGAUCAAACCAAACUACAGUUGAGAGUGAUUUUGAUAGCGACGAUGACCUACCUUUGUCUACCUUUCUUAGGAAAAAACGACCAAAAUUAUCUAAACCAAAUUACUCUUGGAAAAAAGGUGACAUCAACCAAGAUUUUCCAGAAUGGGUAAACGGAAUGGGCAUGGUUCUCAAUGAGAAAAAGCUCCUUUCCAUAUCUUUUGUGACAAUUUUUUUACGUCAUUACCUCUGUUGGCUGAGCGGACCUCCAGGGGGCUCAAAUGCACAGGAACUCUGCGAGAAAACAGACUAUCAGAUUGCCUUCUUGAAAAAUCCAGUAUGUUCAAGAAAAAAUCCCGUGGUAGUUUUGAUUAUCUUUUGGAGGAGAACCAAAAUAAUAUUGUAUGUAAAUGGAAUGACAAUAGUGUUGUUACAAUCGCCUCAAAUGAAAAGCAAACCCGCUGCGCAUUUUGCCACAAACAAGCAGCAUUCAGAUGCCAGUAGUGUGAUGUUGCACUUUAUCCAAAAAUGUGUUUUUUAA
Messenger RNA from Acanthoscelides obtectus, 745 nucleotides. The record is from the annotation of a GenBank genome assembly. NCBI's taxonomy places the organism in Eukaryota, Metazoa, Arthropoda, Insecta, Coleoptera, Chrysomelidae.